GCCGUUAUAAAUAAAUUCCGCAAAUCAUCUGCUGCGCCAGCAAAAGCCGAUAGCAAACACGCCGAAGCGCGAUCGACGUCGACACGCCGAUAAGAUAACAAUUUUCUUCGGCGGCAUCGACCGCUCAUGAGCAUUUUCGGUCGUCUCUUAGUGAAUUUUAGUGUUCGAAAGCAAAGCCGAUUUCAACUCCAAAGGUCCCGUUACUCCGUUUGUGGGUCACGCACUGCGCCUUCAUUGAAAAAAACUCGUUCACCGGUACUUUUUUUAGAAAUAAAUAUUUCUGCACGAUCGUACAGCACGAUGGCUGAAAAGAAGCCUUUUGAAAGAUUGCCGAAAGUGGUCAGGCCGAAACACUACGACCUGUUUCUACAGCCAGACCUUCAGGCCUUCACCUUCAAUGGCAACACAAAAAUCAGUGUCCAAGUGUCAUCGGCCACAGAGAAAAUUAUUCUGAACUCCAUCGAUCUGAGUCUGAAGGAGGUCAUUUACACCCCCGAAGGCGGGGUGUCCACCCCCGCCACCCAAGUAGCACUGUCCACUGAAGAGGAGACAGCCACCCUUACCUUCCAGCCGCCCAUUCAGCCUGGCGUCGGGAGCCUUUUCAUUUCAUUCACAGGAGAGCUCAAUGACAAAAUGAAGGGAUUUUACAGAAGUCAGUACACCAGUCCGACGGGCGAGGUUCGCCAUAAUGGAGUGACUCAGUUUGAGGCGACGGACGCACGCAGGUGUUUCCCCUGCUGGGACGAGCCGGCCAUCAAGGCGACCUUUGACAUCUCCCUGUGCGUGCCUCAAGACAGGGUCGCCCUGUCCAAUAUGCCGGUUGCGUCCGAAGAGGGCCAGGGAGAAAAUCGACUGGUAAAAUUUGAGAGAACGCCAAUCAUGUCAACGUACUUGGUAGCCGUGGUUGUCGGAGAAUUUGAUUAUGUCGAAGAUGUGUCAAGUGAUGGAAUCAAGGUUCGAGUCUACACACCCUUGGGCAAGAAGGAACAAGGGAAAUUUGCCCUGCAUGUUGCGACUAAAGUUCUGCCCCACUACAAGGAGUACUUCCAAGUUGCCUACCCUCUGCCCAAAAUCGACCUUAUUGCCAUUGCAGACUUCUCAGCAGGUGCCAUGGAAAACUGGGGCCUUGUUACCUACAGGGAAACUUGCCUGCUCGUUGACUCUGAAAAUACGUCGGCGGUGCGAAAACAGUGGAUUGCUUUGGUUGUUGGCCACGAAUUGGCUCACCAGUGGUUUGGCAAUCUCGUCACUAUGGAAUGGUGGACCCAUCUGUGGCUCAAUGAAGGUUACGCCUCAUUUGUUGAGUUCCUCUGUGUCGAGCACUUGUUCCCAGAGUAUGACAUUUGGACGCAAUUUGUCACAGACACGUAUGUAAGGGCUCUGGAACUAGACUGUCUGGAAAACUCGCAUCCCAUUGAAGUACCUGUUGGACACCCGUCGGAAAUUGAUGAGAUUUUUGAUGACAUUUCAUACAACAAGGGUGCUUCGGUCAUUAGGAUGCUGCACAGAUACAUUGGAGAUGAGGACUUUCGGAAAGGAAUGAAUCUGUACUUAACAAGACAUCAAUUUGGAAACGCUGAGACUGAAGACCUCUGGGCGGCACUGGAGGAGGCCAGUGGCAAACCUGUCAAGGAUGUCAUGUCUUCCUGGACCAAGCAAAAGGGUUUUCCUGUAAUUUCCAUUUCAUCUCAACAAAAAGGAGACUCGAGAGAACUGCAACUUAUCCAGAGACAGUUCUGUGCCGCUGGAGACUGCAAAGACGAGUCUGCCCUGUGGCUGGUUCCCAUCACCCUGAGCACCGCCAAGGAGCCUGACAAGGUGGCUCAGAACUUUGUCUUUGACACAAAGAGCAAAACCAUUACUUUGGAGAAUGUCAGUGAAAACGACUGGGUCAAAGUUAACCCUGGCACUGUUGGUUUCUACCGCACCCGCUACUCUCCAGAAAUGCUCUCCCAGCUGAUCCCUGCUAUAAAAUCGAAAACUCUUCCCCCUCUGGACAGGCUCGGUCUCUUGGACGACGUUUUCGCCAUGGUGCAGGCCGGACACACAGACACCACUGAGGUUCUGCGACUGAUGCUUGCCUUUGCUGAGGGCGAGGAGAAUUUCACUGUCUGGUCCAAUGUGAGCAGCUGUCUGGGCAAACUAGACUCUCUGUUUGACUACGCUGACGACUGCAAGGGGCCUUUCAGGGUCUACGCCAAAAAUCUGCUGAGCAACAUCUAUCUCAAACUUGGCUGGGACCCCAAGCCUGGAGAAAGUCAUUUGGACACUUUAUUGAGGUCACUGGUUAUUGGCCGCUUGGGCUGGUUGGGACACGAGGACAUUGUGAAUGAAGCAAGGAUUAGGUUUGAAAAGCACAUUAGUGGCGAGCAGCAGUUGCCUGCUGACCUGAGGAGCCCUGUUUAUCGGACUGUGCUUGCGGCCGGAGAUGCAGCCACAUUUGAUACCAUGCUGAAGCUUUACCGCAGUACUGACUUGCAAGAGGAGAAGGACAGGAUUUCUCGAGGUUUGGGUGCUCUCAAAGAUCAAAAACUGCUGCAGCAAGUCCUUGAUUUUGCCAUGUCUGAUGAAGUGCGCUCACAGGACACCAUAUUUGUAGUAGGCUCUGUUGCUUCGUCUCGAGAUGGCAGAAACCUAGCUUGGGCCUUCCUGAAGAAACACUUGCAGACCUUCACCGACAGAUAUCAAGGCGGAUUUUUGAUCGCAAGGCUGGUAAAAAUGGUGACCGAAAACUUUGCCUCGGAGGACGCUGCAAAAGAAGUGGAGCAGUUUUUCGCUACGAGUCCAGUGCCAGGCACCGAGCGCACAGUCCAGCAAAGUGUGGAGACCAUUCGUCUCAACACUGCCUGGCUCAACAGGGAUCAAGCCAAAAUAUCGGCAUUUUUUGCCACUUACAAGUAAACUUGACAGUAUUUAGAAUAAUAGAUUUUGGGAAAACCAUCAUACCUUACAAUGCCUUGCUGAAAUUACGAGAUGGCAACGCAAUUCAAAGUGCAACAUUAAUGUGUAUUAAUUUUUAAGAUGUUAAUCAACUUUUUUGUUAAAUAAAAGAAAAGCUGCCAUGAUGAUUUACACA
This is a messenger RNA of Neocloeon triangulifer, 3076 nucleotides long. It is a transcript of the gene Psa, whose product is annotated as puromycin-sensitive aminopeptidase. The transcript has 14 exons. Gene Ontology annotation, cellular component: cytoplasm. Gene Ontology annotation, molecular function: zinc ion binding; metalloaminopeptidase activity; peptide binding. Gene Ontology annotation, biological process: peptide catabolic process; proteolysis. Lineage: Eukaryota; Metazoa; Arthropoda; Insecta; Ephemeroptera; Baetidae. The record is from RefSeq and is a predicted model, not a curated record. The coding region runs from base 127 to 2901 and encodes 924 amino acids.